Messenger RNA from Prosopis cineraria, 2922 nucleotides. RefSeq lists its product as uncharacterized. Lineage: Eukaryota; Viridiplantae; Streptophyta; Magnoliopsida; Fabales; Fabaceae. Bases 448 to 2625 code for a protein of 725 amino acids. The record is from RefSeq and is a predicted model, not a curated record. The transcript is spliced from 4 exons.
CCUCAGACGCUGACAGCUCUUUGCUUCUCAAUCAUGCAAUACAUACCUGCCUUCAAUUAUUUCUCUCAAUGGAAGGAUUCAUGACUUUCCCUUCUCUGGGCUUUGCAUUUCUUCAUUACGCCCUUCGUCCUCCCUCUCCCUCUCCGUCACCUCCCACCCUCCUCAUCAACACCAUGCUUCAAAAUUCCUUCCCCCCUCUCCUUUCAUAGCCCCCCUCUCUUUUAUUUGUUCCCAAAUCUCACGUUUCUCUCUAAUUGGAUAUCCCGUCAUUUAAUCCUCCUUUGUUGGAAAAUAAAAUCUUUUGCCUCCUAGUUUCCUUCUCACUGACGGCGCGUCCUUCCAUAUCUUUGCCGAUUCGUCUGGCCAACGAAAACCGGAGGGCUUUCUUUCUGCCUCACAGCUCCCCUGUGGUAUUAGGAGAGUGAUGCAUUUUGAAUCUCCAAAAAAAUGGCAAAUCUCGUUCCCGGGGUUCUUCUGAAGCUUCUGCAGCACAUGAACACCGACGUCAAAGUUGCCGGUGAGCACAGGUCUUCUCUCUUGCAAGUUGUGAGCAUUGUUCCGGCUCUUGCGGGCGGCGAGCUAUUCCCCAAUCAAGGUUUUUAUCUCAAGGUCUCCGAUUCCUCUCAUGCCACCUACGUCUCUCUCCCGGACGAGCACGACGAUCUCAUUCUCAGCGACAAAAUUCAGUUAGGUCAGUUCAUUUUCGUUGAUCGCCUGGAAGCUGCUUCGCCUGUACCGAUUCUUCGCGGGGUUAGGCCUGUUCCAGGGAGACACGCCUGUGUGGGAAGCCCUGAAGACAUUGUCGCAACUCAUUCUCUUGGGUUUCUUAAUAACAAUAACAGCAAUUCCACAGAGAGAUCGAAAUCUCCUAAAAGGGAGAAAGUCAGAUCAAAUGAUAUUGUGAAGGAAGAACAGUUGGAGGAAAAACCGGCGCUGUUUAGCAGAGGUAAAACACAGCCAACAAAAUCAGGGCUAAAAGUGGAUAUGAAGAAAGAGACCUUGACAAGAUUGAAGUCCUUGAAUUCACGGUCGAUUCCUUCGUCGCCGACCAGCUGCUAUUCUUUGCCUUCCUCUUUUGAGAAAUUUGCGAACGGGGUGAAGCAGCAGGCUAAGAUUAAGGGAGUGGAGAAGCUGGCCGCUAAAGUGGGAGUGGUUGAGACCGGGAAGGCCAUUCGUGGGGGUAGUCCCACACCAACAGGGAAGAAAAUUGGUGUAGGAAACCCAAUCAAAAGUUUGGUUCAGGGCAUGGAGUUCGGGGCAAAGGCACUUCGUAAGAGCUGGGAAGGGAAUCUGGAAGUCAAGAAUAGAGAUAAUUCAAAAUUGAGAGCUGCCAAGUGUGAUCCUAAGCAUGAAGCUCGUAGUUCAGCUCCGAGGAAAAGCACAUCAAGUGAAAAAUUGGCAUCUAAGGAGGAUAGCAAGGCACAAGCAACUUCAAAGCCUUCUAAGGAGGAACAUAAGGCUCAAACGUCUUUGAAGAAGGUUAUUGCUAACGGAACUCCAGAGAGCCAAGAAAAGUCAAGUAAACUAAGAGCUUCCCUAGGAAAGAAAUCAUCAGAAUUGUCUAGCAACGGGCUCCCAGGAAACUUGGUUAAAGUUUCUCUGAAUAGUAAAAAAGUGACAGAUGCAAGCGUUCAAUGGGCUUCACUCCCAUCCUCUCUUGCAAAGCUUGGGAAGGAAGUUAUGAAACAAAGAGAUGCAGCACAGAUGGCAGCAAUUGAGGCCAUGCAAGAGGCGUCUGCUGCUGAGAGUUUGCUUCAAUGCCUUAGCAUAUACUCGGAGCUAAGUAAUUCUGCAAAGGAACACAGCCCGCAGCCUACAGUUGAGCAGUUUCUGAGUCUUCGUGCAAGCCUAAAUGGUGCUUGCAUAGUUGCUGACUCCCUAUUGAAAACCAUUCCUGAUGGUUCAUCUGUAGAUCAUGAAAAGAACGCAGUGGAAGAAGCACUAAAAGUAACAUUAGACAGGCAAAAACAUGCUGCUUCCUGGGUUCAGGCUGCCUUAGCCACCAAUUUAUCAUCCUUUGCAGUCUUUACCAGAGAACCUCAAUCGUCCAAGCUUCCAGCUUCAAGUAAUGGUCAACAUCAAAAGACUAUCCUUGGAAGUCAGCCCAUGUUGGUUCUAGAGAAUGCCAGUGAAUAUGCUUCUUCGAAACUUCAGGUAAAAACCCGUUCAGUGGUCAAUUCUAAACAUGUAGUGCAAGGAACUCCUCGUCGAUCAAGUGAUGGGUUAGCAAAUGGACAAAAGCAGCCACCUCAACCUUGGGUUAAGGGAAAUGGGCUUGAUGAGGUGGUAAAUUUAGCUGAAAUGCUACAGUCACGGUCCAGAGACUGGUUUUUGGGAUUUGUCGAGAGAUUCUUGGAUACUGAAGGGGAGGCAAUCCUGUCAGAUAAUGGCCAAAUAGCUGGUAUGUUAUCUCAGCUAAAGAGUGUAAAUGAUUGGUUAGAUGAGAUAGGGUCGAACAAGAAUGAGGCAGAAUCCUGCCAGAUAUCAUCAGAGACUAUUGAUCGUUUGAGAAAGAAGAUAUAUGAAUAUCUUCUAACACACGUCGAAUCUGCCGCCGCCGCACUCAGUGGUGGAUCACAAUCAUCACCUCGGAUCGAAGCAACAGAAACUAAAGCAAGAAGGUAAAAAGUAGGUAGAUACUUCAGCUGAAGGAUGGAUUGUUAGGGUGGAGGGGGAGUGGCUACCUCGCCCGGCGAAGUUGAUCUGGUCCUCCUAGCUUCCCCCCUCCCCAUAAAAGAUUGCUUUUUCUUCUCUUUUUGUACAUAAAUCCUGCAUUUGUUUGAGAUAUAGGUGGAGUGGCAAAUUAUUAUCAAGGAAAGUAGCUACUAUGAACUGCGAAUAUUUUUACCCCAUUUGUCUGAUAAUUGUUCAAGUGAAAUUAUACGAAUGAAAAUACAUGCGAAACUGAUCUUUAUUGGGUUA